UUCCCUCCCGCCGGUGCUGGUCCGUUGGCAGCUCUUCCGUGGGCGGGGCGCCCGCUGCUCCUCCCUUCCUCCAGGCUGCGGCUGUCAACGGGGGCCGGGCCAGGCAGGCCGGGCAAAAGACGGGAGGAGGGGGGAGCGGGAGACUGUACUGAGCUGACGUUGUACUGAGCUGACAUUAAGCCCGGGCCGCGGUGCUGCUGCUGCGGCACAGACAAGGAGGGAGGGGAGGGAGGGAGAAGGCGAAAGGUCGGCUAAGGCAAGGCAAGACGCCCCCUCCCCGCCCUGCAUGGCGACUCCCGCGAGCAGCAGCGGCCCCAGCGAAGCCCGCAUGAGGGGCGGCGGCGACGGCAGUAGCAGCGAGGCGGGGGUCUUCCGAGAUGCGUCGUCUCCCCCGCCUCCUCCUCCUCCUCCCUCCGGAGAGCAGGACCUGAUGCGCGGCUACGAGGGCUCCGCGGCGGGCUGGCGGGUUCCGCGGUGGGGGUGGCGGCUGUGCCUGGCCCACCGCUUCGCCGAGCUCAGGAAGCCCUACCAGGCCUCCGACGUCUCCGCCUCCAACGCCUUCAAGCACCUCGGACUCGCUCUCAGGUACUUAAGGUGGUGGUACCGGAAGACUCGUGUGGAAAAGAAGUACCCCUUCAUAGACCUCUUCAACUCGCAGCCCUUGCGCCAGAUCUAUGGUUGCCCGUUGGGUGGAUUUGGGGGAGGAAGUGUCACACGAGGCUGGCGGGGAGACUUCUGCCGAUGGCAGCUGAAUCCUGGGCUCUAUCGCUACAAGACGGUUGUUGCUGACCAGUUUACCGUCUGCCUGCGCAGGAAAGGCCAGACCGUUUACCAGCAGGUGCUGUCUGUGGAGAGGCCCAGCACCCUGCAGGGCUGGAACUGGGGCUUCUGUGGCCACUACGCCUUCUACCAUGCGCUCUACCCUCGGGCCUGGACCGUCUACCAGCUGCCUGGGCAGGGCGUGGUGCUGACCUGUCGGCAGGUCUCUCCCGUCAUCCCCCACGAUUACCAGGACACCAGCCUGCCUGUGGGGGUCUUUCUCUGGGAGGUGGAGAGUAACAGUCCUGAGGACGUGGAGGUCUCCAUCAUGUUCACCUUCCGGAACGGCAUGGAAUCCAAGGAUGACCGCAGUGGGGGCCACUGGAAUGAGCCCUUCAGUCUGGAGAAGGAAGGCCACUGUGUCCGUGGCGUGAUGCUGCACCAUUGCACCCCUGUGAACCCCUACACUCUGGCCAUCUCGGCCCUGGAGAAGGCAGGCUGCACAACAGUCACCCACCUCACCACAUUCAACCCUGCUGGCACCGGGCAGGAAGUGUGGCGCGACCUCCUGGCAGAUGGCAAGCUGGAUUCCCCACCAGGUCAAAGCCCCCCUACGGAGAAGGGGGAGGCAUGUGCGGCCGCUGUGUGUGCCACCUGCAGAGUGCCAGCCCACGGGCACGCAGUGCUGGAGUUUGGCUUGGCCUGGGACAUGCCUUGCAUCCAUUUUGGCUCCAAAGAGAAGGGGCACCUCAGGCGUUACACACGCUUCUUUGGCAAGGAGGGGGACGCCUGCCCUGCCCUCUCCCAGUACACGCUGUCUCACUACAAAGAGUGGGAGGAGAAGAUUGAGGCCUGGCAGGGCCCCAUCCUGGAGAACAGUGACCUGCCCCCUUGGUACAAGUCGGCCCUCUUCAAUGAGCUGUAUUUCCUGGCCGACGGAGGGACGGUGUGGGUGGAGCUGCUGCCCGAAGACGCGGCCUCCCUGGGGGCCUCCCUGGGCCUCUCUGGGCUCCUUCCGGUGCUGCAGGAGUACGGGAGGUUUGCCUACCUGGAAGGCCAGGAGUACCGCAUGUACAACACCUACGACGUCCACUUCUACGCCUCCUUUGCGCUCGCCAUGCUGUGGCCCAAGCUGGAGCUCAGCCUGCAGUACGACAUGGCCGCUGCCGUGCUGACUGAGGACACGCGGCUGCGCCUGUACCUGAUGAGUGGGCAGACGGCCCAGGUGAAGCUGUGCAACGUGGUGCCUCAUGACAUUGGAGAGCCUGAUGAUGAGCCCUGGCAACGAGUCAAUGCCUACUUGAUCCACGACACAGCCAGCUGGAAAGACUUGAAUCUGAAGUUUGUGCUGCAGGUGUAUCGGGAUUACUACCUCAUGGGGGACUCUGCCUACCUGAGGGACAUGUGGCCUGUCUGCAAGGCCGUGAUGGACUCUGAGCUGAAGUUUGACGUGGACGGGGACGGCCUCAUUGAGAACUCUGGCUUUGCUGACCAGACCUAUGACGCUUGGGUGGUGACGGGGGCCAGUGCCUACUGUGGCAGCCUGUGGCUGGCAGCCCUCUGCAUGAUGUGCAGAAUGGCGGAGGUCCUGGAUGAGGGCGAAGCCCUGCAGAAACACUCGGCCCUCCUGGCAAAGGGCACGGUGGCAUUUGAGAAGCGGCUCUGGAAUGGGAAAUACUACAACUACGACAGCAGCCAGAGCCUCUCCUCCAACAGCAUCAUGUCGGACCAGUUGGCCGGGCAGUGGUUCCUCCGGGCCUGCGGCCUGGGAGAGGGCAAGUCUGAGAUUUUCCCACAGAGCCACGUGCGGAGUGCUUUGAAGACCAUCUUUGAGCUGAACGUGAUGGGGUUCUCUGAAGGGACGAUGGGGGCCGUCAAUGGCAUGCGCCCCAGUGGAGUGCCAGACACCUCCAGCGUCCAGUCGGAUGAAGUGUGGGUCGGCGUGGUGUAUGCUCUCGCGGCCACCAUGAUCCAGGAGGGGCUGGUCCAGGAGGGCUUCCGCACCGCUGAGGGCUGCUACCGGACCGUGUGGGAGCGCCUGGGCAUGGCCUUCCAGACGCCUGAGGCCUACUGCCAGAGGAGGCUCUACCGCUCGCUGGCCUACAUGCGCCCACUCAGCAUCUGGAGCAUGCAGCUGGCCCUGCAGCGCAGGGCUGCGCAGAUGCCCCCCACCGCCCCUGCCACCAGUGGCCUCGGCCCUUGAGCUGCUGGGAAUGACAGCCUCAGUGGGGGGAGCUGCCGCUGCCUUCCUCCCUCCCUUCAUCUGUGGGAGACAUGGGUUCCAUAGCUGGCUGGGUGUGUGGGCUGCAGGUGCUGCAUCAGCCUCCUCUUUGGGUCACUAAGCAUGGGGGGGGCUGCUGGUUGAGGUGCUCCUCAGGGGGUCUGUUGCUGCAUGCUGCAUAUGAAGGAUCUCUCCCUCCCCUUCUGCCUGCCCUCUCCAUUUGGGGUCAGUGGCAGAUGUUCCUCCCACACCUCACCUGAGAGGAGCACAGUGCUCUUUUUUCCCCAAAGGGCGGGGGGCCCCUGGGGCCCCUGAAGACACAGUUCCCCCCCUUUCACUCUCCCACAAUUGAUUUGCACACAAUCAAGCUGUACACAAUCUGGGUUAUACAUAAUCUGAAAAUUAUCCAGAUGCUGAAUAAUUUUAAUUUAAAAUAAACUGUUAUU
This is a messenger RNA of Rhineura floridana, 3426 nucleotides long. It is a transcript of the gene GBA2, whose product is annotated as glucosylceramidase beta 2. Gene Ontology annotation, cellular component: membrane. Bases 287 to 2962 code for a protein of 891 amino acids. Lineage: Eukaryota; Metazoa; Chordata; Lepidosauria; Squamata; Rhineuridae. Gene Ontology annotation, molecular function: glucosylceramidase activity; beta-glucosidase activity. The record is from RefSeq and is a predicted model, not a curated record. Gene Ontology annotation, biological process: central nervous system development; carbohydrate metabolic process; glucosylceramide catabolic process. The transcript is spliced from 17 exons.